AUGGAUUCAGGGGAUGGACUUCCUGUUUCUGCUGAGCCAGGACUGACUCAUGACAUCCUUGUAUCCCGCACGUCGGUCCGGCCAAAAGCCUGCAAUCAAGUGACUGGGAGGUGCAAGGGAGGCGGUUUGGAGUCGUCUCCAACAAAUAAGCUCCACAUGUCCACUCCGGGAGAACGAAAGUUCUCCCAGAAACUCAUGGGACUAGAGGCUUGCAACCUGCCCAUGGGUUUUAAAAUUUUACGCAAAACACACGGCCAUCGAAGAUCUGAUGAUGCAAGCCAACAAGAUCAAGUACGACUGACCGAGACGAGACGACGUCACCCUCUCAACGCCGUAUAUGAAACUGGAGAAGAACUGUUCUUAGGAACAUGCGACAGUAGAGGUGUUGGUGGAGUUAGCGUCCUCGUCAAUACGAGUAUGGCAAAGAACAUCGACUCUUUCGAACAACUUACGACCCGAAUCGGACGUCUGCGGAUGAGAAGAUGUGGCCCAACACCUGCUUUGACUAUCUUCGUCGCUUACGCUCCAACAUCAAGCUACGAAGAAGAAGAAGUCGAAGCUUUCUAUAUAGACCUGGAGAAGUUCUACCGAGAAGACCAUGCCUUCUACAAGGACUUAAUUGGCGAUUUUAACGCCAAGGUUGGCCCAAGAAGAACGCCGAAGGAACUUCACAUCGGGACCCACGGCCUACAAUGGAAUGACCAGGGAGAGAGGCUCUCCGAGUUCAUCAUGACGACUAAGACCAUCCAUGGGAACUCGCAAUUCUAG
Molecule: messenger RNA, 768 nt
Organism: Necator americanus (New World hookworm)
Lineage: Eukaryota; Metazoa; Nematoda; Chromadorea; Rhabditida; Ancylostomatidae
Exons: 2
Coding region: 1-768 (255 amino acids)
Source: RefSeq, a predicted model, not a curated record